Molecule: messenger RNA, 1464 nt
Organism: Eimeria acervulina
Lineage: Eukaryota; Apicomplexa; Conoidasida; Eucoccidiorida; Eimeriidae
Exons: 8
Biological process (GO): microtubule-based movement
Cellular component (GO): dynein complex
Molecular function (GO): minus-end-directed microtubule motor activity; dynein intermediate chain binding; dynein light intermediate chain binding
Source: RefSeq, a predicted model, not a curated record
GUGAAAGCGAUAAUAUUUGGCCUUUGCUUUUUCCACGCCGUUUUGCUGGAACGCAAGCGUUUUGGUCCUCGCGGUUGGAAUAUGAAUUAUCCUUUCGCGAUGGGUGACCUUCGUGACUCGGCAAUGGUGUUGUUUAAUUACAUGGAGCAGCAGCAAGGCGGCUCCAAAGUGCCUUGGGACGACCUGAAGUACAUCUUUGGUGAAAUCAUGUACGGAGGGCAUAUCAUUGACCCAAGAGAUAGACUUGUCUGCAACACUUACCUGAACUUCUACAUGCAGGCAAGUGAAACAUUAGGACUUUUCCCCCGCUUCGUUCCUCGGGCUUUGGUUCCUUUGCUCCCUUUCCUAGCUAGAGUGUACACAGGCGCUCACGAAUCGUUGUUAGUAGUGGACCGCCUCCUCGACGAAGCCGAACUCUUCCCCUUCUGUGAACAGCACGAAGGCGUCUCCUACAAAACCCCUCCGGCCCAGAGUUAUGAAAGGUACAUGGAUUGUGUGGCUUCGAUGCCGCCUGAGACGCCGCUGGCGUUUGGUCUUCACCCGAAUACGGAAAUCGGAUACAGAACGCAACAGUGCGAGGACUUGUUCAAAACCCUUUUAGAGUCAGAGGGAGCCUCUGCAGGAGGGACAGCAGGCAAAGAAACGGAUGGCGAAGCGCUCUGCAAAGAAAUUCUUGACGAACUGGGAGACGCUCGAUUUGACGUAGAGGAGAUAAGCCAGUCAAUUCCGGAUGAGGAGAAGGGGCCUUACCAACACGUUUUCUUGCAGUGCAUGAACGUGUUGGUGAAGGAAAUAAGCCGUUCGUUACUUGAAGUUGAACUAGGUUUUAAAGGAGAGUUAACUUUUUCUGCUACGAUGGAAAAGCUCGUCGAAGACAUUCGCAUGAACAGGGUGCCAGGCUCCUGGAUGAAGGUCUCGUUUGCUUCUUGCAGGCCUCUGGGUUCUUGGGUGGCCGAUGUGAAGCAGCGAUUUGAACAUUUGUCUGAGUGGACUAAGGAGCCGACAGCAACUCCUAAAGUAGUUAAUUUAGCUCGUCUUUUCAGCCCCCAGUCUUUCCUAACUGCUGUUAAAGAAGUUUGUUCGCAACAACACCAUCUCGAGCUCAACAAACUCAACGUACUCACCACUGUCACCAAGAAAGAUGUCAACUCGAUUGACGCCCCAGCCAGAGAAGGGGCUUUUGUGACGGGCUGUGUCUUGGAUGGAGCGCGGUGGGAUGUUCAAGGAGGAUGUUUGGCGGAGUCGAAGCCAAAGGAGUUAUUCUUUCCUAUGCCUGUCAUACACUGCAAGGCCUCUCUUGAGAUAAAGAACGAAGACAGCAGCACUUACAUCUGUCCUGUUUACUUGACAGUUCAAAGAGGCCCCACAUUUGUCUUCAACGCACAACUCAGGACAAAAAUGCCUCCAGCUAAAUGGAUUUUAGGAGGAGUCGCCAUGAUCUUAGACGUGGGAGGGGCAGCAUAA